CCGGAUGAAGCUGCCAUUGGGGCAAAUGAGCAGGGCCACCAAGGCUGGUAGGAUUUUAAUUUAUUGGUGAGAGGGGUCGGAGUGGAUUGAAGCCCCGCUGGAUUAAUGUCGACAGCACAGCUCGAAGUGCCAGCAGGGCUACGACGAGCAAACUGUCAGCACCAAGCGGAGCCAGUGGCUAACGGGUGCCGCUAACUGGGAAACUGUUAGCAAAGUAACGCGGAGCAGGGACACAGCAGCUCCUCUACAUAUUAUUAGCUUCUCCAGGAGCACAGCAGAGUUUUUGCAGCUCACACACACACACACAUACAUAUACUGCGUCGUGUCAGAGCUUUAAUCUAACACAACACCUGCUGGAUGAAUGAUGUCUGCAACGAGUAUCGACCCACAGACAUCCAAAGGACAAGAUGCAAGUAAAGCCUUUCCAGUCUCGGUGCAGAAUGGCUCACUCCACCAGAAGGAUACAAUCCAUGACAAUGACUUUGAGCCUUAUCUCACUGGCCAGUCUAAUCAGAGUAACAGCUAUCAGUCCAUGACGGACCCUUAUCUGUCCAGCUACUAUGCUCCCUCCAUUGGCUUUCCCUACCCUCUCAAUGAGGCCCCGUGGUCUACAGGAGGUGAUCCACCAAUCCCCUACCUGACACCCUAUGCCCCUCUCAGCAACGGAGACCAUCACUUCAUGCAUGACACAGUUUUUGGGCAGCCCGGUGGGCUCAGCAGUAGCAUCUAUCCUCACAGGUUUAACUUUUUCCCAGAGAACCCGGCGUUCUCCGCCUGGGGAACCAGUGGUUCUCAGGGUCAGCAGACUCAGAGCUCAGCCUAUGGGGGGAGCUACAGCUACCCACCUAGCUCUCUAGGAGGCACCCUGGUCCCUGAUGGCCAGACUGGUUUCCAUAGUGACACACUGAGCAAGGCGCCAGGUAUGAACAGUCUAGAGCAGGGCAUGCUGGGCCUAAAAAUAGGUGGGGAUGUGACAGGAAGUGGAUCAGGAGUAAAGGGUGCAGGUUCUGUGAUUGGUGGUAGUGGCAGUGUAGCUGCAGCUGUUGCUACAGGCAACGGCGGCACACCAAUAGGGAUGCCCCCUCCCAAACCUACAUCAUGGGCUGCUAUUGCUAGUAAACCUGCCAAACUGCAGCAACAAAAAGCCAAGACUAAACCUGGGACACCCAUCAUUGGAGGAGUUCUGCCCCCUCCUCCCAUCAAACACAACAUGGACAUCGAUACAUGGGAUAAUAAAGGGACUGCUACCAAGGUGGCCGCUCCUCUGCCCCCCCACCACCACCAUCAACAGCACCAGCCGCUUCAUUCUCAUGCUCCCAGUCUCAUACCUCCCCUCCAGCAGUCCCUCCAGUCUGCCCAGUCCCUGGUGCAGCAGAUGACCAUGCAGGGUCCGCCUCCUCCUCCACAGUCUUAUCAGAACCACAACUCUGCUCCACCGCCGCAGACCCGCUGGGUGGCGCCACGCAAUCGCAACUUGUGCUAUGGUGGUGGAAGCUUGGACAGCAGCGGCUCCUCUAACGGUGGUAGUAUUGGCAACGGAGGGGGAGGAGGGAUGCCUCCAGGAUCGGAGCUGGGAGCAGAGUCCCACCCAGUGCUGGAGAAGCUGCGAGCUUCCCACAGCUACAACCCCAAGGAGUUUGACUGGAACCUGAAGAACGGCCGUGUGUUUAUCAUCAAGAGCUACUCUGAGGACGACAUCCACCGCUCCAUCAAAUACUCUAUCUGGUGCAGCACGGAGCACGGCAACAAGCGCUUGGACUCAGCCUACAGAGCCAUGAACUCUAAAGGGCCCGUCUACUUGUUGUUCAGUGUCAACGGCAGUGGUCACUUCUGUGGCGUGGCAGAGAUGCGGUCACCAGUGGACUAUGGCACCAGUGCUGGCGUUUGGGCGCAGGACAAGUGGAAGGGAAAGUUUGACGUGAACUGGUUGUUUGUUAAGGAUGUGCCUAAUAGCCAACUGCGCCACAUUCGCCUGGAGAACAAUGACAACAAGCCAGUCACCAACUCACGCGACACUCAGGAGGUUCCUCUGGAAAAGGCAAAGCAGGUGCUCAAGAUUAUUGCCCAGUACAAACACACCACCUCCAUCUUUGAUGAUUUUUCCCACUACGAGAAGAAGCAGGAGGAGGAAGAAGUGGUGAAAAAGAGCUAUGAACCUGCCUCAAUACAAAGCCGAUCACGAAUUGAUCAGGAUCGCCAGAAGUGAACGAUAGAAGACUGCCACUGGCCACUCGAUUAACAGUUUGUGCAUUGAUGGACAUAUUGAUCCAUAGAUUUAAAAAGAAAAUACAAGGACAUAAAGAAAUCGACAACUAAUAUUUUUUUUCCUAUUUAAUUUUAGUGACUUUGGCCCAUGUCAAACUUUGAGCCACAUUGCUCCCAGUCUUUAAGAUGCGUGCAGGGAUGAAGCUAGUUCCACCGGUUGAAUCGCUUCAGAAAUAUAUUUUCUUGAGUUUUCUGUAUUUUUUAGCCUUAUAAAUCUCUAUUGCUACCCCAGAAGUUGCAUUCUUAACUAAUAAUAAGUAACAAAUAUCUGCACGUCUGUUUUAAAUCUUUGACAACAUGCUGCUGAUAUUCAGUGACUGUUCACUUUGUGGUUUGUGUGUUGGAGAAAUGUUAAGUGCUUGUAUUGGUUAAUCUUAAGAGUGAACAACACUUUAUUGACAAAAUGUCUGCUAUCUGUGUUUGGCAAGUUGUAUUUUAUAUUAUCAGAAGAAAAAAGAAGUUCUAUUGCACCCGUUUUUCAUGUAAGGGUGUCUUAAUUUGGUGGAGGAAUGUGUUCACUGAAAGUUUCUGUAUGCAUAGACUUAAUUGUGCAAGGUUGUGACAUUAGGAAGUAUAAAUGUUAGACAAAUAUUUUCAAUAUUGUAUCACCUGGCUAUCAGUUGAUUUCAACGGUGACAUUAAGGUGGGAAUAUGUGACUUUUUUUUUUUUUUUCCUCCUGAGCGGAGCCUUAAUGUUUCUUUUCUGCGGUAGUAUAAAUGAUUUUUUUUCAGUACUGUACCUCAAAUUUAUCAGCAAGAGAUUCAGGGAAAAUAUGAAUGGAGAUCAAACGCUCUUAAAGGUGGUCCCUCUCUUUCUUAUUUACAAGAUGGAAAUAAUCUAAUUGAAUGUGUUCAGGUUUAUAUUGGUUAAGAUUUGCUUUCUGUCUAUUUCCCUGUUGGUCGUAGAGUAACUUUUAGUUCCCUCUAUUCCCUGCCGAUCCAACAGGGGUCCCUGUUUAUUACCUUCUGAAGACAAUGUAGCAUGUAGUGCUUUGAAAAAUCAAGCCAGGCCUGUCACUUUUGUUUUUUGUUUUUUUUGUUACUUUCUUGUUCUUUAACAUUAUUAUAAUCUUGACAUUUUCAUUGGUAUAACCUGUCUUCAUCAUCCUCAGAAAUGUAAGCUUUAAUGUACUGGCAUUUCUAACUGAGAUCGCCUCAAAUGUUUAACUGUAGCAUUAUACUUACUGAUUUAUUGUCAAGUGUAUGAAAACCCACAGACUAGGCUAUAUGGUAUAUGUUUGUGACUUCUUUUUUUUUUUUAAUUGCUUGCUGUAUUGUGCGUAAGUGUGUAUGCAAGGGCAAAAGAAAAGAGAGGGAGUAUGAUUGUGGAGCAAUCAGAGUUAUAUAAAGGUAUUGGAAUAUAGAACAUUUAUGCAAAAAAGUUUUAAGUCACCCCUGAAUUGUAUCUUCAUUGUACCAGAGGUCACUAUCUGAUUCUUAGAUUUGAUCAUGUUCAUUAUUAAAGAUAUACUUAUCUGUUG
Sphaeramia orbicularis (orbiculate cardinalfish) is the source of this 3746-nucleotide messenger RNA. It is a transcript of the gene ythdf1, whose product is annotated as YTH N6-methyladenosine RNA binding protein F1. Gene Ontology annotation, biological process: mRNA destabilization. Gene Ontology annotation, cellular component: cytoplasm. NCBI's taxonomy places the organism in Eukaryota, Metazoa, Chordata, Actinopteri, Kurtiformes, Apogonidae. The transcript is spliced from 6 exons. The coding region runs from base 362 to 2206 and encodes 614 amino acids. The record is from RefSeq and is a predicted model, not a curated record. Gene Ontology annotation, molecular function: mRNA binding; N6-methyladenosine-containing RNA reader activity.